AUGAGUACCGGUCCUCCUCCCAACUACUACAAGAUCCUCGAGGUCGCUGAAACGGCAACAACAGCGCAGAUCCGCGAUGGAUACAAGAAAGCGGCCCUCAAGACGCACCCCGACAGGGUCCCCGCCGACUCGCCAGAGCGCGCCUCGCGCACGCGCAAGUUCCAGCUCGUGAACGACGCCUACUACACGCUCUCGGACGCCUCGCGCCGGCGCGAGUACGACGCACAGCGCAAGCUCUUCAGCGGCAGCACAGGCAGCUCCUUCUUCGGCGGCGGCGCCAGCAAGCCCAGCGCCUCGGCCAACAGCGGCCCCGAGUCGUACCCAGACCCCUUCGAGGAGGAGAUCCCAGUCGGCGGCGACAUGCCCCAGGGCGGCGCUGCGCCCGGCGCUGGCGGCUUCACCAGCUGGGCGUGGAACUACUUCACGGGCAACAGCAACGGCGCCAACACGCAGCAGGCGCGGCAGCAGGCCGAGAACGAGCAGUUCGGCGACGUCUUCGAGGAGAUGCUGCGCGAGGAGGGCAUGGAUGAGGCGCAGAACAAGGGCAAGAUGUGGAGCAUGGCCGGCGGCGCCGCGGGGGGCAUCCUCGGUUUUAUUGCUGCCAACUUCCCCGGCGCCGUCGCGGGCGUCGUCGCCGGCAACCGCUUCGGCGCUAUUCGCGACGCGCGCGGCAAGAGCGUCUACUCGGUUUUCCAGGAGCUGCCGCAGGGCGACCGCGCGCGGCUGCUGGCGCAGCUUGCUACGCGGGUCUUCAGCCAUGCUGUGGGUGUGUAA
This is a messenger RNA of Anthostomella pinea, 774 nucleotides long. The record is from the annotation of a GenBank genome assembly. Lineage: Eukaryota; Fungi; Ascomycota; Sordariomycetes; Xylariales; Xylariaceae.